Papaver somniferum (opium poppy) is the source of this 1830-nucleotide messenger RNA. RefSeq lists its product as uncharacterized. The record is from RefSeq and is a predicted model, not a curated record. The coding region runs from base 1 to 1830 and encodes 609 amino acids. Gene Ontology annotation, molecular function: catalytic activity. The transcript has 2 exons. Lineage: Eukaryota; Viridiplantae; Streptophyta; Magnoliopsida; Ranunculales; Papaveraceae.
AUGGCAGAAGAAAAUUCCAAUUCAAUUACGGAUUUUGCAGCUAAGUUUAUGCAAGUUGCACUAGAUCUGGGUGAUGUUCAAGAAGUUGUCUAUCAUCAAGCUGAAGAUUCUGAAGAGAAAGAAGACAAUGGUGAAGAAUUCAGCUUGGUUGGCAAAAAAUUUAUUGAGGGGAAAAUGGGUCUGACGACAGUGGAGAAAUUUCUUGGUUCUAUUUGGGAUUUUAUCUCAUCUGGUGAUGCUAAAGUCUUUGAGUUGGAUAACAACAUAAUGGAGUUUCGUUUUAAAGAUGAAGAUACUCGCAAGAAGGUCUUUGAUUCUAGACCAUGGAGCAUAAAUGGUUAUCUGAUUAAUUUUCGCUACUACAAUUCUGAAGUUAUCUAUCAAGAGAUGGAUUGGAGUAAACAGUGUUUCUGGAUCCAAAUAAAGAAGAUUUUUCCAGAACAUAUGAAUGUCAAGGCCAUUACCAAAAUUGGUAAACUUAUGGGCUCAGUUAUGGCAAUUGAACCUGAAGAUGGUGUUCCAGUUGGUGGUGAUCCUGUUAAGCCACACAAAAUUUGUCCAAAAUGUUACAUCAUUAAUCAUACCAAAGGAGCUUGUAAAGCUGCUGCUGAUUACCUGGUUAAGACUCAUGCUAAACCUCAUUUCUUUGGUGAGGUUAGGAAAGGAAAAGGAAAGCAGAUAGUAAUUGCUAGGAAUGGUGACCAUGUUCCAAUCGUCUCCAAGAAGGAAGCUAAUAAGGGUAUUACCUUUGUUCCACCUAAGGAUGGUUAUGUUGUUAGUUCGGCUAGUGAAAAUGCUGAAGGGUAUAAUAUUGAAGGUGAAAGACUUGGUAAAAGGCAGAGAAAUGAUUUUCCAGUUUCUCAUGUUUUUGAACAAGGAUAUAAUAGUAAUGGCAAUCUGAGGAACACACAGACAACUCACAUGGUCACAGCAAGGGAUAUCAAUCAAUGCAACACUAAGGAGACUGAGGUACCUAUUCUAAAAUUUCAUCUCAAUUUUAUUUUGGAUUUAAGCUAUUUAAGUUUGAAAAUGAAAAUAGUUUCUUGGAAUGUUCAAGGUAUUGCUAACAAUUUCACAAAGCAGCAAUUUCAAAAUUUAGUUAAAACCCAAAAUUCUGACUUUAUUUUUCUUUGUGAAACUAAGAUUGAUGAAAGUAGAAUGAUGUUAAUUGCUCAGUAUGUUCAUUACUAUAACUUUGCUUGCAUAGACAGAGAAGGAAUGGCUGGUGGUCUAGUUCUUAUGUGGAAGGAUGGUAUUGAUGUUGAAGUUAUUGGAUGUGAAAAUAACAUUAUCCAUGCUCUGAUUCAAUUAUAUCCUAGUAAACCUCAAGUUCUUAUAUCUUUUAUGUAUGGCUCAACUUAUACUAAACCUAAGAAAACCCAAUGGAACUGUUUGUGUGAAUUUAGCAAGGAUAUUCAGCUGUCAUGGUUGGUUAUUGGGGAUUUAAAUUUUCACUUAGAUUGUAAUAGCAAUACAUCUGAUAAAUGGGUUCAAUAUAGAGUUAAUGAUGCUGGGUUAAUUGAUAUUGGUUAUGAGGGUAAGGAUUAUACUUGGACUAGCAACUCCUUUGGAACUGGAACUAGAAAAGCAAGAUUAGAUAUGGCUCUCUCCAAUAAUGACCGGUCCAUUAAUUUUUCUAGUGCUAAACUUUUACAUCUGAACUUUAUUGCUUCUGAUCAUUGCCCUGUUUUGCUCAUUAAAGAUCCUAUACCAAAGCAUUUGUGGAGACCUUUUAAGUUCUUUAGAACUUGGAUUGAACAUGAAACUUUUAAAGAAAAAUUUGAGAAUUCUUGGAAUGUAGAUGUUUAUGGUAGCCUUCUUUUAAGUUGA